Molecule: messenger RNA, 1431 nt
Organism: Candidozyma duobushaemuli
Lineage: Eukaryota; Fungi; Ascomycota; Pichiomycetes; Serinales; Metschnikowiaceae
Gene: HST3
Product: NAD-dependent histone deacetylase
Exons: 1
Coding region: 1-1431 (476 amino acids)
Molecular function (GO): NAD+ binding
Source: RefSeq, a predicted model, not a curated record
AUGAAGUCGGUCAACCUAUUGGAGGGGACCUCGGCCGACGACACAGUCAGGCUUCACGAGGUGGCUAAAACCAUCUACAAAGCAAGAAAAUCCGUGAUAUUAACUGGUGCUGGAAUCUCGUGCAAUGCAGGCAUUCCGGAUUUCAGAUCAGACGAUGGGUUGUACAAUAUAGUCAAAGCAAAGUACCCCCAGAGCUUCAUCAAAGGCCAGGAUUUGUUUGAUAUUUCUCUCUUCAGAAACCAAGAGACUCUUCUGAUAUUUUGCACAUUCAUGGAGGGCCUUUAUAAGCACUCUUUGGCAGCCAAAGCAACCGAGACCCACCGCUUCAUCAAAACCUUGAAGGACAAGAACAAGCUCUUGCGUUGUUACACACAAAACAUAGAUAGCCUCGAAAAGAGAAUCAAUCUUAACUGUGGUAUCGACCCACAGGAAUUCAAUGAAAUCGAUAAUGGCGCUGGCAAGCUGUUUCGGGAAAACUGGAAGUCUCUUGACGUUGUCCAACUCCACGGCAACCUUCACAAACUUCUGUGUACCCAGUGCUUCAAGCACUACGACUGGACUCCUGAUGCCCAACAGAAACUUGAGCAAGGUGAGAACCCUGAGUGUGAGAACUGUUACCUCAAGUACCAGGAGAGACUCUACUCGGGUAAACGUCUUACGGGAAGCAUAGGAGUAUUGAGACCGGAUAUCGUCUUGUACGGUGAAAACCAUCCCCAGUCAGAAAUGCUUACGAGGGGACUCAACAUCGACCUCAGCUUUAAGAGUGACUGUCUACUUAUAAUGGGUACAUCACUUAAAGUAGAUGGAGUCAAAAAAUUGGUCAGAAGUUUGGCCAAAGCGAUUCACGAUAGAGGCGGAAAAGUCAUUUUCAUCAAUAAGCUGCCCUUACCAAAGCAAUGGACUAGUUUGGUUGACUACGAGGUGCUCAGUGAUUGUGACGAUUUCGUCAGACAGCUCAAGAGAGAAAUUCCAGAUUUGUUCUUGACACAAGAGCAGCUCGACUCCAAGAAGCUCAAAUACUCUACAAUGACACCAAAAUCUAUUAAGAAGGAGGUUCUUCUUGAUAUCAAGAAGGAGGCUAUUGCCACGAUGCAAAACAUCAAGCAAGAGCUCAAACAGGAGAGUUCGGAACCUGAGGUCAAGAACGAUGACGCCGAGCUCCUCACUCCUCCCACGACGCCAAGCAAGCAAAGGACAAUACUUCUACCGAAGACUCGUCCAUCGCUCAAAAGGAAGAAUUCCGGAUCUGUCAAAAGAUUACCCACACCUGCUUCAAGUUUCUGUGAGCCCAUCAAAGUUGAAUCCGACAGUGAGGUAGAGACAGAAGACGACGCUCCGCUUCAAGAUAUUAGUGAGUCGAGGCUCAACAGCGGGGUCAAGAGAAUAAUCAAACAAGAGAGCGAGGGAAGUGCUAAGCGCUUGAAAGCCUAG